Molecule: messenger RNA, 510 nt
Organism: Myxocyprinus asiaticus (Chinese sucker)
Lineage: Eukaryota; Metazoa; Chordata; Actinopteri; Cypriniformes; Catostomidae
Product: putative nuclease HARBI1
Exons: 3
Coding region: 1-510 (169 amino acids)
Source: RefSeq, a predicted model, not a curated record
AUGGCGUGCCCUUUUGAAGAAGAUCCAGUGGACGUGGAAGCACAGAUUAUACAAAAUCUUUUCUGCUGUGAGAGGUUGUUACACUUGGUAAUAUGUGAUGCAUCCCACCUCAUCACAAAUGUUGAAGCCAAAUGGCCAGGGUCUGUACCCGAUGCCAGAAUUUUAUGGGAGUCAUCGUUGUGCCACAAAUUUGAACAAGGAAACUUCAGUGGUUACUUGCUGGGGGACAGAGGGUACACCUGUCUGCCCUAUAUGAUGACCCCCUACCCUGAACCUGAGCCUGGACCACAGACACGAUUUAACCUGGCCCACAGCAGAACACGGGCCAAGGUGGAGAUGACCAUUGGCAUCCUGAAGGCCAGGUUUCAGUGCCUGCGUGGGCUCAGGGUCAGUCCAGAAAGGGCAUGUGACAACACAGUGGCAUGUGUGGUUCUUCACAACAUUGCCACAAUAAGAGGUGAGAGGGCCCCCCCAUCUCUUGAUGAAGAUGGUCAAGUGGAACCCCAGUGA